AUGCAAUCUUUAUUCGGCAGCAAUACCAUUUCUGAGACUGUCCUGAAGCAAAUGUGGCUCGACAAACUACAACCUGACGUUGUGCGAAUAUUAGCCGCGCUCACAGACGAGGUUGACAUACAAAAGUUAGGAACGAUUGCCGACAAAAUAUCAGACACCACACCUACUCGGCAAGUCUCCUCCAUAAGCCCGUCAGACGACCUUACUCCGGAUUUCAAUCAGAAAUUACAACUUUUGACAUCAGAAAUACAGAAACUCUCUCUCCGGCUUGAUGAAAUUCAAAAUAGGUCUACAAGAAGCCGCGUUCAUCGUCACGUCGCCCUCGUCGAAGUCAACAUGGUAGUUGCUGGUACCAUGAGGUGUUUGGCGCGCGCUAGGAAGUGUCAGCCGCCAUGUGCUUUCCGAAACACAUUCCCAACAGACGUACAGACAAAUUGGCCUGCCUGGCAACCAUUAGAGGCGCUGGCUGCCAGGGUUGACAAUAGAAAUCGCCUUUUUUACAUUCGUGACCGGAACAGCAACCUUGAUAUUUUAGUCGACACCGGUGCACAAAUCAGCGUCGUACAGUUCAAAAAUUGUGAUGAGUCAACGUUAUCACCUAUGGAAGCUUUAUUGAAUUUACAGACCGCUAACAGCACAUCAAUUAGCACAUACGGUGAGCGAGUAAUGUCACUCAACAUCGGACUACGACGAGAAUUUGUUUGGACCUUUACAGUCUCCGAUGUUGAAAUGCCAAUCUUAGGCGUGGAUUUCUUAGCACAUUUUGACCUUUCGGUUGAUCUAUCUUCGCGUACGCUCACUGACGCACGUACGAAUCUACAACGCCGCGGAUUGAUAUCAAGGCACCAUACUAUUGGUUUAAUAACUGUAGUACCUAAAGCGAAUGGCUACGAAAAAUUACUACAGAAAUACAAAUCGUUGUUAUCGCCUUUUACGUAUGCCGAGCCUGUCAGUCAUAAUGCCACUCAUACCAUAAAGACGACUGGACCCCGAGUUCAUGCUCAACCGCGUCGUCUACAUCCUAACAAGUUGCGGGUAGCGAAGGACGUGUUUGACAAUAUGCUCAAGCUGGGCAUAAUCAGACCAUCCUCCAGUCCUUACGUUACGCCGCUCCACAUGGUCCCAAAGGGCGAUGCUCAUAGCUGGCGUCCGUGCGGGGAUUACAGGCUACUAAAAGCCCAAACCAGCCCGAAUAAAUAUCCAAUCCCCCACAUCAAAGAUUUUGCUCUCUCACUAGAAGGCGCCACGGUCUUAACCAAGCUGGACCUACGGAAGGCAUUUUACCAAAUUCCUAUCGAGAAGGCAGAUAUUCCGAAGACAGCAGCCGCUCAAUCUAAAAAGACCACUCCUGUUACCUCCUCCGAAGAAACACUUCCCUCUCACCCAAAAAAGACCAAACCUAUGAAAGAAGCUGCUCCUUCCACAUACUCACAAAACAGUCCUCCCAACCAUGAACUCCUGUCAAGACCCCUACUAUCCAAAAGGUCACUUCCUCCACUUCCUCCCAUUCCUCAACCCCUCUCAAUAGACCCCAGCCCUUUGCGACAAAAUUUUACUCCUUGUCCCUCUCCCAGUCCUUCACCCCUUAAACCACCCCUUAACACACCUGAAAUGCCCCCUCCUAUGAAACUGACAUCGGUCAGACAUCCAGAAAUAAUCCGAGGAAAUUAUUCUAGGCUCACUGAAGAUGAUUUGUCUGUAUUCAGAAAUAUUUUAACCACAAAUAGGUGCGUAUCCGACCCAGCUGAUGUGGAACCUUACAAUGUAGACUGGAUGAAAAGUUACAGAGGAAUGAGUCGACUAGUUCUGCUUCCUAAGACAACAAAGGAAGUAUCUCAGCUUUUGAGUUACUGUAAUGAAAGGCAUUUAGCAGUUGUUCCCCAAGGUGGCAACACGGGUUUAGUAGGUGGAAGUGUGCCAGUUUUUGAUGAAAUUAUUAUAUCUACUCGACUUAUGAAUGAAAUAAUCAGUGUAGAUGAUGUAUCAGGUAUACUGGUAUGUGAGGCUGGGUGUAUUCUGGAACAGCUGGACAAAUAUUUGGAAGAACAUCAAUUGACUAUGCCAUUGGACCUUGGAGCAAAAGGGAGUUGUCACAUUGGUGGAAACAUUGCAACUAAUGCUGGAGGUAUACGUUUCUUACGAUAUGGAUCUUUACAUGGCAGUGUUCUUGGGCUUGAAGUGGUUCUUGCUAAUGGAGAGAUUUUAGACUGCUUGACCAGAUUAAGAAAAGACAACACUGGUUAUGACUUGAAGCAAUUAUUUAUUGGAUCUGAAGGUACUCUUGGCUUCAUUACAAAAGCAGCCAUUGCAUGUCCACAAAAGCCAAGUUCUGUUAAUGUUGCCUUAGUUGGAUGCCAAAGUUUUAUGGAUGUUUUAGACAUUUUUAAGACAACAAAAAGAAAGCUUGCAGAAAUUCUUUCUGCCUUUGAAUUCCUGGAUACAGAAUCUAUGAACUCUGUCACUGACAAUCUUAAAUUAACUCGCCCAAUCAGUAAAUGUCCUUUCUAUGUGUUGAUGGAAACAUUUGGAUCAAAUGAAACACAUGAUGAAGAGAAACUGAAUAAUUUGAUUGAGGAACUGACAACAAAAGGAUUAGUACAAGAUGGUACAAUAGCAGCUGAUAUAACACAAAUUAAGCAUCUGUGGAGCCUUCGUGAACGAGUUGCUGAAAGUGUUACAAAGAAUGGAAGCUAUUGUUACAAAUAUGACUUGUCUCUCAAACUGUCAGGUUUUUAUGAUUUAGUAUUGGAAGUAAGAAAACGUGUUUCCCACAUUCCAAACACUGUGGUGAUGGGCUAUGGCCAUGUUGGUGACAGCAAUAUUCAUGUGAAUGUCGCAUCGCCCAAAUAUGAUCCUUAUCUUCUGAGUCUUCUUGAGCCAUUUAUCUUUGAUUAUGUGGCAACUGUUUCAGGCAGUGUCAGUGCUGAACAUGGUAUUGGAAUUCACAAACCGAUGUAUUUACAUCACAGCAAAUCUUCAUCUGCAAUCAACCUAAUGAAGCUCAUGAAACAAACACUUGACUCUCGAGCCAUUUUAAAUCCUUACAAGAUAUUCUUGUCAUGA
This is a messenger RNA of Acanthosepion pharaonis, 3063 nucleotides long. The record is from the annotation of a GenBank genome assembly. NCBI's taxonomy places the organism in Eukaryota, Metazoa, Mollusca, Cephalopoda, Sepiida, Sepiidae.